This is a messenger RNA of Linum tenue, 3575 nucleotides long. The record is from the annotation of a GenBank genome assembly. NCBI's taxonomy places the organism in Eukaryota, Viridiplantae, Streptophyta, Magnoliopsida, Malpighiales, Linaceae.
AUGAAAGGCAGAAAGUUGCUGCCUUUUGGUGUGCGAACCAUCACAACCUUAGGAGCCAAGAAUCCGCCGUCAGCCGCUAGAUUGCAGGUGGAAUCGUACUGUGAACCCUACCCUCACGAGGUUGUCUAUUUCCUAAACAAGAAAGUUGAUAGCUUGAUAAAAUCGGGGCAGUUUGUGGUUGCUCAGGAGGUGUUCGAUGAAAUGCCUACACGGGAUGUUGUCUCUUACAAUUUGCUGAUUUCUGGGCAUCGUAAAUACGGUGUCUUACAGCAUGCUUUGUUGCUAUACCACGAGAUGGUUUCUCACUGUAUCAGAGAGAGUGAAUCGACGGUUUGCUCUGUGUUGAGUAUAUGUAGCGAUGAUGCAAAGUUUUUCUGGGAAGGGAUUCAGGUCCAUUGUAGGGUGGUUAAGCUUGGGUUCGGUUGUAAUGUGUUUGUUGGGAGUUCACUGGUUGGUCUUUACAUGCAUGUAGGACUUGAGAAUCUAGGUUUAGGUUUGUUUGAUGAAUUGCCUGUGAGAAACUUAGCCACAUGGAAUUUGGUUUUGCGUGGGAUUUCUGAACUGGGUCGAUGUGAUGAGUUGUUGUUGAAACUGCAUAAUAGGAUGAGACUGGAAGGGGUGGAGGGAAAUGGGGUUACUUUUUGCUAUUUGAUUCGUGGAUGUUGUGACGAGAGGUUUUCCAACGAAGGGAAAAAGCUGCAUUGCCAUGUGGUCAAGGCUGGAUGGGAAGAAUCAAACAUUUUCGUCGCUAAUGCUUUGGUGGAUUUUUACUCAGCUUGUAGACUUUUCUCUGAUGCCAAGAGAUCUUUCAAAACUAUUCAAGCUCAAGAUGUUUUGUCAUGGAAUUCAAUGUUGGCAGCUUUUGUAAAUGAUGGAUCAGUGCUUGAAGCCGUUGAACUGUUUCAUACAAUGCAAUUUCAUGGGAAGAGGCCAUCCAUUCGGUCCUUCGUUGGGUUCUUGAAUUUUUCCAGCAAAACUACAGAUAUUCUGCUUGGGAAGCAAAUUCAUUCCUGGGUCUUUAAAGUCGGGUUUCUUGUGGGGAGUUGCCAUGUUCAAUCUGCGUUGAUUGAUAUGUAUGGGAAAUGCAGGGAUAUUGAGAGUUCAGUGUCUGUUUAUGGAUAUGUCUCUGAUAAAACUUUGGAGUGUUGCAACACAUUGAUUAUCUCUUUACUCCACUGUGGCAUUGUCGAGGAUGCUUGUGAGAUGUUUGGUUUAAUGGUUGAUGAAGGAACUGGUCUGGAUGAGAUUACAUUUUCUACGGUGCUGAAAGCUUUAUCACAGUCUGGUUUCUCGUGCUUGGUCAGCUGCAGUUUGGUGCACUGUUGUGCCUUAAAACUAGGUUUCGAAACUGAUGUUGCCGUUUCUUCCUCCUUGAUUGAUGCAUACUCGAGGUCCGGUUGCAUUGAACUCUCACGAAAGGUGUUUGAACAACUUCCCUCGCCGAAUGUCAUCUGUUGCACUGCGAUGAUAAGUGGAUAUGCUCAUAAUGGAAUGGGAACGGAGGGGCUAGAGAUUCUUAAAGAGAUGAUGUUGAAAGGACUGACACCUGAUAAAGUAACCUUCUUAUGUGCCUUAACUGGAUGCAGCCACUCUGGAUUGGUUGAAGAAGGUAGAAUGGCUUUUGAUGUGAUGAAACUUCUGUACGGGAUAUCUCCUGAUAGAGGGCACUUCUCCUGUAUGGUGGAUCUAUUGGGGCGUGCUGGUAGGUUGAAUGAAGCGGAGGAGUUGCUGCAACAGGCUCCUGGAAUUGGUGAUUGUGUGAUGUGGAGUUCAUUGCUGCAAAGCUGCAGGAAUCAUAAGAACGAAAUGGUGGGAAGAAGGGCGGCAAAGGUCUUGUUGGAUCUUGAACCAAGGGAUUUUGCUGUCUAUUUGCAGGUAUCAAACUACUAUGCUUACAUUGGGGAAUAUGAUUUGUCAAUGGAGAUAAGAGAAACUGGUAUACGAAGGACGAUGACAAGGCGGAUUACUGGUCGCAGUUUUGUUGAGAUUGUGGGCCAUGGAGUUGCAGGAAACAUGGUAUAUGACAAACUUGGAAUGCUUGAGGAUCUUGAAACCGUUGACAUUGAAGAUGGGGUGGAAGGUUUUGAUGUACCUUCAUGGACAAGCGAACGCGGAGGCCAAGUUCUUGUGAACGUUGACAGCUUUGGCGCUGUUGGAGAUGGAGUUUCUGAUGACACUAAGGCAUUUGUGAAUGCUUGGAGCACGGCGUGCAACACAACAAAAGCAGUCUUCUUGGUCCCUCCAGGUCGUCAAUAUUUAGUAAAUGCAACAAAAUUUAAAGGACCUUGUGCGGAUAAGCUAAUCAUUCAGAUUGAUGGAACAAUAGUGGCACCUGAUGAACCUGCAAACUGGGAUCCAAAGCUUGCAAGAUUAUGGCUUGAUUUUAGCAAGCUGAAUGGGGUUAUCUUUCUAGGAAAUGGAGUCAUUGAUGGCUCAGGCAGCAAGUGGUGGGCUGCUUCUUGUAAGAAGAACAAGUCAAAUCCUUGCAAAGGGGCACCAACUGCAUUAACUAUUGAUUCAAGCACUGGUGUGAAAGUUACAGGGAUAACCAUCAAGAACAGUCAACAGAUGAAUUUUGUGAUUACCCGGUGUAACUCUGUCCGAAUUUCUAAUGUGCUAGUUUCGUCUCCUGGAGACAGCCCCAACACAGAUGGGAUCCACAUAACUGAGUCCACUAAUGUUGUUCUCCAAGAUAGCAAAAUCGGAACAGGAGAUGAUUGUGUCUCAAUUGUCAACGGUAGCUCCAAUAUCAAAAUGAAGAGACUCUAUUGCGGACCAGGACAUGGCAUCAGCAUCGGGAGCCUUGGAAAGGACAACUCCACUGACAUUGUCACAAAAGUGGUUCUCGACACAGCUUUGCUCCGGGAGACGACCAAUGGCCUCAGGAUCAAGACUUGGCAGGGUGGUCAUGGUUAUGUGCGCGGGAUACGUUAUGAAAACGUGGAGAUGGAGAAUGUAGCCAACCCCAUCAUCAUUGACCAGUUCUAUUGUGAUUCGCCCAAGUCCUGUGAAAACCAGACAGCAGCAGUGGAGAUAAGCCAGAUCAUGUACCGAAACAUCAGUGGGACUUCCAAAAGUCCGAAAGCCAUGAAGUUUGCAUGCAGUGACACAGUACCUUGCAGCAACAUAGUCCUGAGCAACGUCAACUUAGAGGGGAAAGAUGGCACUGUAGAGACUUACUGCAACUCUGCUCAAGGCUUUGGAUAUGGCGUUGUUCAUCCUUCGAUCGACUGCCUAACCUCCCACGACAAGGACUACACUUCCACAUCUGAUAUUAUUGAAGUUUCAGAAGCCACCUUUCAGGAAAUUGUUCACACCGAGCUCUAGUCGUGUUUCCCCAUACAGAAUGGUCGUUGAUCAGUAUCGUAUCACAUCGUAUAUUGUAAAUUGUAACGUACCAUAGUAUGUAUCCUAAGGUCGGGAAUCAGGAUGUAGGGCCUUACUAUUAGCUGAUUUCUUGCGAGGGUUUCUUUUUUUUCUUCUAUAUAUGUUAGCGUGGUACAUGGUACUGCAGCUAAUAAUUCAGCAAUGAGAUGGCAAAUAUACAAAACUUUUUUUUUAUACUUAUAUCUUCU